This is a messenger RNA of Aureobasidium namibiae CBS 147.97, 1092 nucleotides long. RefSeq lists its product as uncharacterized. NCBI's taxonomy places the organism in Eukaryota, Fungi, Ascomycota, Dothideomycetes, Dothideales, Saccotheciaceae. The transcript is spliced from 7 exons. The coding region runs from base 1 to 1092 and encodes 363 amino acids. The record is from RefSeq and is a predicted model, not a curated record.
AUGGCGAACGCGACGACAUCCGGUGACCUGCAACUCGCAGCAGCCGCUGCUGGGUUCUCUCUUGGCUUCGGGCUCUUGACUGUGGUCCGCGCCUACAAGCAGACGAGGGCGAAUCGAGCUCCUUCCCGGAGCGUGUAUAUCUAUAUGCUCUGGGGCGAGAUCCUGGCAAAUCUUAUCCUUGGAAUCUUGACAUGGCUCUAUCUCAAGGACGUUGUAAAGACUACGCCAACCCUCCUCUUCUUCAUCCUUGUCUUCUACGCACUGGAAGUGCAACUCUUGAUGCAAAUCAUCAUCAAUAGAAUUGCCGUCAUCGCAGAACGGAGACCUACUGCAACGAAACUCAAGAUCGCAACAGCGGUCAUCAUCUCGUGCAUCAACAUCGCGGUGUUCUGCAUUUUCAUCCCAAGCCAUAUGAUGCCGCCGGUGAACCAAACAUUUGUUCAUAUUAAUCGGUAUUGGGAUAGAUUAUCCAAGGUCUUGAUUAUGCUCGUCGAUGCCUUUCUCAACUGGUAUUUCGUAUUCACCGUGCGGGCGCGUCUCGUCAAAUAUCAUGGACUCAGAAAGUACAAACCACUUGUCUCUUACUAUACCCGCUUAGGCCUUGUAUCCGUAGCUAUGGAUCUCAUGCUCAUUGGACUCAUGUCAUUGAGAAACCAUACACUCUUUGUGCAGUUCCAUCCUGUUGCCUAUAUGGCAAAGCUCAAUAUAGAGAUGUCUAUGGCAGACAUGAUAGUCAAAGUCGCCCGAACAUCUGAAAACGACGUAAAGCCAAAAUCGACCUCUUUGGGCCUGUCUGGUGAGCAAUCACAAAGGCCACGCCAUCCACACGCGCUCCACGGCGACGACGAUGAUAUGCAUAUGGGUCCCAAAAACACUGCCGUAAUUGCCCAUUCGCAACCCGACCAUGCGCAACAGGAACACAUUCAAGGUAUAUCUCGUCAGAGAGAUGUGCAAGUCUACGUUGGAGAUUCAGAUAGCGACUUCCGCACUGAGAGUAUUGAUAAUGGCAAAGGACGGAAUAGGAGCAGGAAAAAUUCAUAUGAGUCGCAGGUCCCGCUGAAGGAUCUUGGAAGGCUGACAGAAGCUCGAUGA